Molecule: messenger RNA, 2742 nt
Organism: Tuber aestivum (summer truffle)
Lineage: Eukaryota; Fungi; Ascomycota; Pezizomycetes; Pezizales; Tuberaceae
Source: the annotation of a GenBank genome assembly
AAGGCAACUCAACGCAUGAGAUUACCAGCAUCAUUUCAACAGACCAAUCAGGCUGGCCAUGGAACAUGCCCCCAACUUCGGAUAGUACGGCGCCACACCUGUUGCUCCAUAUGAUAGGCCCCCAGUUGUUUUGGUACAGCGUCGCAUGUGUGGCGGAAACUGUGCGUUGUCUGUGGCACAUAAUUCGGACAACCAUGGAAGCUCGGGCCCCAACCAGAGCUACCCACCACGACUACCGUGCCCCUCCAGAAACCCAAUUCCGACGGAGAUAGGCGAGUUGACCUGGCUGCAGACAAAGCGAGCAUCGGAUCAUCUGCUUCGAAACCGCCAUCAAGGCAUCGAGAUGAAAUGGCUGGUGAAAAUGGAUCUCUUGUCAGCAGCGACAUCUCGUCGUAUACCGCAGCCUUAUACGCGAAUGAGCUAAAGGAGUAUCCCUUUAGCCUUGACGCUCUGAGGAAAUGGAUGAUCGCUUUGUGAGUUUGAACUUGAGAGUCCCUACUUGUCUAAUCUCUACUUGCAAAAUUUGAGCGAACGGCGGGAUAGAAUGUGGACUAACGGAUGGCCACAGUGUUGUUUGCGAUUUUAAUGUCGAUAUAGGUGAGUCCAACAAUCGCUCCUCGUAUGGGCCUACGGAAUUCUGAUGGUUGUUUGUUUUGCUUUUAAGGGGUCGAGGUGGAAUACAUGUUCCCAUCAACAAACUUUUCACCGACAGACCUACAAACCAUAUGCUUUAGCAGGUUGGAUCAUUCAAUAAGUCCGUGGCAGCGCUCAUUGCUAAGCGGCACUGUAGCUUUCCUGAGCGAACGAGUUCGGAUACGACUGAAGACUCGGCCUUCCAUUUCAGGUUCCGUCACUCGUCCCCCUAUGUGUCGUGUCAGACCACAAACGAAGAUCCCGCCUACUGGUACGGCUUCUGCCUUUUCCGCCAACAGCGGGAUACAGCUGUCAAGAGAAAUUACCGCCAAAAAUCUCUCGUGCUAGUCUCUCAGCACGACUAUGCCCCAUUGUUUGCGUAUCUAAUAAAAACCAUAUCAUUGUUGGACUUUGAAGUUAGCCCGACUCUCAUAGAGUCCGCAUGCUCGAAUAUUGCAGCUUGGGGACCGCCUGAGGUUGGGUUGCAGGAAUUACCUUUCUUGGGGUCCUUGUUAGAUGUUCAUAUGUAUAUCCUUCCACCCUGUCACAGCGUGAUUCACGGCAUUGCGAGAUCUCUCCGUGGAUUGGGCAGACCUGGCUUUGUGUCACCCGUUGCCGGAGCUCUCAAUGCCGUGAGUGAUGCAGCCGAUCUCCCGGACUCUGGAGCCUUGAUUAGGUCUUGUGAACUUCCACUAAAUAAAUGUCAAUUGCUAGCCCUCCCCAUCCCGCAUUUCCAUUACAAGGACUCGUGACUGCAACCCCCUCGAGGACCGAUAUCAGGGUCGAGUACAAGGAAAUACACACCUCAGAACCCAUAGGCUCGUGGACCAGACUUGCAAAUCUGCUCAAUUCCAUCUCUGAGUUGUAUAUAAUUUUCGAGAGAGUCAGUUGCACCUUCCUUUGAGGUGGUAUGAGCUAGCGCUGACGCUCCUUUGGACAAUAGGUAUUAUUAUCCGAUCCUAUGGUAGUUUUGGCAGAUGAUCCAACAACGUGUAGUGAAUUUGUCUCUGCCGUGGUUGACCUUGUUCGUCCUGUAAGUUUUCGUUUGUGGUUUGGUUGUCAAUUAUUAUAUGGGUACCGAAGGCUUAUGUGUAAACAGAUACCAUUUGGAGGGGAUUGUAGGCCUUAUCUUACAAUGCAAUCAGGUAUGCUCGUAUCCGGGAUAUUAUCCUGUUACUGGCCUUUUUUAGGAUUCAUGGCCGUUGACUAGUUCUAGACUUUUCCUUGAAUGCACAUGAGGGGGUGAGUUAUUUCCUAUUGGGGGCAGUGGGCAUUGCUUACCAGUUUGCAAUAGAUUCCCCUUCGCCACUACUUGAUAGGUAUGGGAUGCUAGGCCCCUGAGUGUCCUGCACCGGAGCUAACCGUUCGCCUCUAGGCAUCACAAACCCAUUCUUCCUGAAGAGGUUAUUAUCCAACGGGAAAGAAAACAAAACCCCCUAUGUAGUCUAUCUAGCGGGCCCGGAAGUCAAGUGGGCCCUCCUCCCCAAUUGGAUCAAUUGAUUCCCGGCUAAUAUCUUGCCUAGGCGGAAACACCACCUGCACUUCUACUCUUCUAUCACUGAACGCGAUCAUCCGAAUAACAUGAUCGUCAAUGAUGCCAAGGCUUUCAUAGAAAAAGAUCAUGAAUUUCUCAGAGUGCUUGAGAAUCAGCUCAAAGACCCCAGGACAACUCGUGAGCAUUCCAACUAUGCUGGCCUCCGGGCUUCUGGUACAAGGUAUUCCAUCUGAUAAUUACACCUUACAGCUCUUGAAUGUGGAAGAUUUAUUAGGCGGCAUUUUGCCCACUUGGCCGCGAUGUUUCUGGCGCCUUUGAAUAGAUACUUGGCGACCCUUGCUUCGAAAUCCUCAGACUCGAAUAUAAUAGACAUAGCUGGCUUCUCCGAGGGCGACUUCCUCGCCAGCCUCUCAAAGCACGGAUGUUCGGUGCAGUUCAAAGGCAAGACUGGGUAUCACCGUCACAGGACGGCAGAGGCUUUUUACCGCAAAUUUUGUCGAAGCCCAAGCUUCUUCAGGUGGCUUGAGAUGAAGAUGAGAUUGCAGCAGGAGCCUUUGGAGGUUAUCGGGACAAGCUCAGUGAGCGGAUAUGGAGAGAAGACCGAGCAAGAUUAG